Molecule: messenger RNA, 3966 nt
Organism: Felis catus (domestic cat)
Lineage: Eukaryota; Metazoa; Chordata; Mammalia; Carnivora; Felidae
Gene: CFAP100
Product: cilia and flagella associated protein 100
Exons: 18
Coding region: 837-2504 (555 amino acids)
Cellular component (GO): ciliary basal body
Source: RefSeq, a predicted model, not a curated record
GCGUGGGGCCCGGGGAGGGCUCCUCUGGCGCCCCUUGCAAGGCCCCUUUGCAAGGCUGCCCGUGUGUCCUUACUCGUUACUUUGCUUUAUCAUAUACCUAGCUGUCUAGCCAUCCCUGUGUCCUUCCAUGCCUUGUGCACCCCCGCUGUAUGGCCCACUGCUCAUCCCAACCGAGUUGGGGUGUUGGGAAGCGGGGCGCUGCUAACUCGUCCCUCUCCAAGCCUGGGCAGUAGCAGAGUGUUGCUGGAAUGGCUCGGACUUUGGAGGCCAGGAAUCUUGAGCUGGAAUCCCCGCUGUGGCCUUUCUUUGCUGUGUGACUUUGGACGCCUCGCUGAAUCUCCACUUUGCUUCUUCCUUUGCAAAAGGAAAAUUUCAUUCAGCGAAUCGUUAAGACGCUCCAAAGACGCCACGCUAGGCGCUUUGAUGAGCACAUUGGCUCCACGUGAGAAAAGACCCCUGUCCUCUUGGAGGUUGCUUUCAGGGGGGAAAUAGGCAAUGCACGGAUUUUUUUUAAGUGAUAACUCAGCGGUAACUGCAGCGAAGAAAGUAAGGUUGGAAUCGCCUUUAGCCAAGGCCAAGUUUUGCAACAAGCCUUUGUUCCUCUGCCCAGAUGUCCAAGAUAACAUCCACUAUGGUCUCCAAGGACAUGAUUUACAACAUGUCUGACACCCACCAUCCUGGUUUCUGUCCAUAGGAGUCUGACUGCUCUGGGGACCUCAUAGAACAUCCUGGAGUCCACGGACAAUAGUUCUACUUCAGUCAUUGAAGAAAAAAAGGAAAAAUGCAGGAACACAGUGCCCGAGAUUGUUCCUGACCAUGAGGCUAAUCCUUUCCACAUGUCUGGAGACGUGGAUUUCUUCUUGCUCAGAGAUCAGGAGCGGAAUAAGUCUCGCCUAGAGCGGGAGCAGAAGAAGACGCUGCGGAUGCACCAAAAGAUGACCUACGCGUCCAAAGUGUUGGCCAAGCACACCAGACUGCGUCGCGAGCUGCAGCUGGAGGACGAGAUGCAGGACCAGGAGGUGCGAGCCGAGGCGGAGCGGCUGCGCGCCUUCCACGACGACACGGCGUGGAAACUCUCCAUGACCAAAGAAAAGAAGAUGGAAUCUGAUAACCUGAACAACUACAUCAACCAGAAGCGCCAGAUGUUCCGCAUCCAGUACGCCCUGGACAUGAAGCAGCAGGAGAUCCAGCGGCUGGAGCUGCUGGUGACCAAGGAGGAGGCAGAGCUGGAACGGGCAGAAAGGUCCCUGGAGAAUGACGCCGCCCUGUUCGAGGAGUUCCUCCGGGAGAAUGAUCGGAGCUCGGUGCAGGCCCUGAAAGCGGCUGAGAAGGAGACCAAAGCAAAGGUGGAGAAGAUCUUGGAAAUCCGUGACCUGACCACCCAGAUCAUGAACAUCAAAAGCGAGAUCUCCAAAUUUGAAGACACUUUGCAGCAUUACAAGGCCUACAAGGACUUCCUGUACAAGCUGUCGCCCAAGGAGUGGUUGGAAGAGAGGGAGGAGAAGCGUUUGGCUCUCAAAAAAGCCAAGGAGGUCACUGAGCCCCCCAUAGAGAACACUUUACACUCCACGAUCCGGGACAAAGGACCAGGGACCAAGGGCAAGACAGGCUCCAGAGAGGGGCAGGGCCCAAAGAAGUUCUGGAAGUUCCUGCAGGUGGCGCAGCUGGGGCAGAUCCCGUCCAACACCCUGAACCUCCAGCAUAGAAGCCAGGCCAGUGUGUAUAGCGGGCUGAACGCCAAAGGGUCAGACUCUACCACCACUAUGACUGAGGACUCAGACAGCGACGGGGAGGAGCUGGACCUAUACUUCACGGAGCCCCAGCAGCUCCUGGACAUCUUCACGAAGCUAGAGGAGCAGAACCUGUCGCUCAUCCAGAACACGCAGGAGAUGGAGGAGACCCUGGAGGAUCUGAACUGCACCCUGAAAAACACCCAGAUCCGCAUGGACAGGGAAGUCAACCAGCUGAAGCAGUGGGUCAACACGCUGAUGACGUCCAUCGCCAAGGAAGAGGAGACAGUGGCCGAGCUGCAGCUCAAAGCUCGAGUGUUCCACUUCGGCGAGUACAAGGGCGCUCAGGAGGACAAGCUUCUGGAAAGCCUGAACCGCAAGGUGCUGGACGUGUACCGGCACUGCAUCGGCACCCAGCAGGAGUCCAACCUGGGCACUGUGCAGAUGCUCACCAUCAUCGAGCACUACCUGAACGAGCUGCUCGAACACCUAGAACAUGUACCCCAGGUCAAGAUCGAGCAGGCUGAGAAGGCCAAGGAGAAGGAACGCCGCAUGAGACUCCGAGAAGAGAAGGUGCUGAUGCAGAAGCAGCUGCAGGAGGAGCGUCUGCAGCGGGCCCAGGCUCGGGCCCAGGCGGAGAUCAAGAAGAAGAAAGCCGCAAAAGAUCCUGGCAACCAACCCAGUGGGUCUCCAUUCAAUGCCUACCUCAGUAAAACAAGCCUCAGAAAGCCAGAAGCUUCUGACAGUCUUACUAACAAAGCCAAAGAGUUGUAAGGCAUCCACACCUGGAGGACAUAGACGGGCAAAUCGACAGCCAACAGGGGGUGGAAGGCGGAAGGCUGCGGGCUGAGAACCAAUGGUGAGACGGCUUCACCUGAGGGGUCGUCCUGGGGAGGCAACAGCACGUGUUUCAUUUACCAGCCAUGGCAACAUUCCUUGCCUUGGCCUGAGGAGUCCCUGUCAGUGUGCUACACCCACCCACCCCGGAUUCCAGGCAGGGCAACACGGGGAGCCACGUGAGGCCUGAGGACCCAGCAGUAACUGGAACUGGGUAGGGGGCUGCCUGCCCUUCCUCCUGGUCCUCAGCCUCUCAUCUUGCUCCCAGCUGGAGACCCAUACCACCUGCCAUCUGGCUGUCCCCCGCUCCCAGGCCCUUUCCCUGGAGCUCCCCCCAACUCAAUACCGCCCCUCAGUCUCGGCUGUUUCUCAAUAUUGGCGGAGGCUCCCAGCCCCUCCAGCUCUCCAGUGGCCGCCUCACCCUACACAGGAAGGCCCCCCUCUGCCCCAGCCCACCGUCGAGAAGGGAUAAGAGGGCACAGGUCUCCUGCAAGGGGGAGGCUCCUAGGACCCUAAUCAUGCAAGUAAGAAAAGGGACACUGGCUACCAUUUCAGCUUCAUUGGCAUGCCUGGCCCACAGCCCCGCCACUCAACUCCUGGUGCCGGUGCCACUGUCAACACCAUCAUUCCCACUUCUUAGACAAUAAAACUGAGGCCCGGCGUACGUAAGUAGCUUGCCCCAGACAACACUAGCUGGAGAGGGAAAGGCAGAGAAUCAAAAGUGAGUUUUCUCCACCUCAAAGCUCACACCUUCUAUCGGGUGUCUCUUAAACAGCAGCUCCUCCCUUUGCAACGGGCGCCUUUUCUGCAACGGUGCCAGCUUUCCUGGGGGAAAGCACCUUAAACAUAAAGGCUACGUCCUCCGUCGCGCUGAGCACCCCCCACACACAGGGGCGCCAAGCUGCCUGAGGAAGCCCCUUCCGCCCCCCCACUGAGAAGACAAGUGAGGUCUGGGGAAGGGCAGGCAGGGGAGGGUGAGGAGUCAGGCACCACAAGGCGUCCUCUGGCCAGCCUCGGGCAGCCCUUACGACUGCUAGGAGGCCUCAGGCAGGAGUGGGGCACGGCACCCCCACUUCACAGAACUCCAAGUGAGGUGUGGCACGCAGACCGCACGGGGGCAGUUCAGACACUGAAGCGUCGAUCCUCGUAAGGAUGAAAGCUCGGACAAGUACAGAGAGACAGGACAGGAGGACAGGAGGAGCUGGGGUGACAGAGCGAUCAUCCAGUGCUUGGGAUGGUUAGAAGUCGAGAGGCGGUUAGAAGUCUCUCAGUUCCUGAGAGGAAGGAGCACUGGACAGCUGCAGGCCCAGGGAGAUGCAGCCUGAAGCCUGGCCCCCGGCUGCCGCCCGGCCAGCGUCCUCCUGGCGACCAGUGUCCUCCUGGCUCGCUGGGUCUUACC